UAUGUUGAUGUGCGUCCUCUUUGAAACAGUGACUCAGUGUGGUAGGCGAUUUCCUACUAAUCUAACUGCGUAGAUGUGCGGUGUAUGUAUUUAUAGAACCGAUACAAAAGAUUUCCUUAUUAUACCCGUUGUCGUUUGAUAUUGUGUACAUGUUUUAACUGAACAUACCGGUUUGUGGGUAUAUAAUGAGACGCUGGAAUCAUACCAAUUAACAACACCGUCGUAGCCGAUGUUACCUUGUCUCUGAAAUGGCGCCGUACUGUUUAAGUGGUAUGGUGCAAAUCUGCUGUAUAAUUCCCACAGAAGAAGAAGUAUCUGUGCCUGUUUGAAGACAAGCUAGUGCAUUUUUGAACGAACUGUUGCUCCUAAUGACAUGGCAAAUAAAAGGUUGGAAAAGCUAUUUGCGAUAGCUUGUCGUGCAAAUAAUAUGCUUCAUGUCAAGGUCUAAUAGUUAUUUACAAUGGCAAUGGAUUAAGAGUGGCGGAUUUUCCAUAACAUAAACACACUGAAGUUUCGUUUGCUUUGUACAUUAACAACGGCUGAACAAGUGGAUUCCUUAUUCAGGUUACUGAGGUCGGCUGUUUGUGACUCAUCUACGUAACAAGGUUUUAUUUUGUGAAGCUGAAAUUGCAUGGUCGUGAAAAUGAAUCCGAUAACUGGAAAUAUCAGUGGGUCAGAUACUGACCAGCAAAGGAUGACAACCCAGGAGGGGGUUCACUGGUCACUUUCGGACAGCGAAGCGUCAUAUGUGAACGUAAGGAAGGAUGGGUCAGAUACUGACCAGCAAAGGAUGACAACCCAGGAGGGGGUUCACUGGUCGCUUUCGGACAGCGAAGCGUCAUAUGUGAACGUAAGGAAGGAUGGCACUGAACACAAACGUGGUACUUUCGCUGAGAUCGGGAUCACUCUUAAAGUAGGAAAUUUGGCAAUAGUAAAGGCGGAUGUGAUUGUCAACUCUACAAACACAGAGCUCGACCUGUCAACAUCGGCCAUGUCCAGGGCUAUUGUCAGUGUAGGCGGUGCUAUUGUACAGAUGCAGUGUAAGGAGCUCUUUCCCCGGGGUAUGAAGAAUGGUGACGUGGUGCAGAUACGAACGUAUGUUGGCAAACUCCGCUGCAAGGAGUUGCAUCACUGUUGUCUUCCAAUUUAUAAACCGCAACAGCGCCAUGAAGAGGUGUUACGUCGCACAAUACAUCAGUGUCUCCAGAAAGCAUCUCAAGCAGGACGCAGCACCAUAGCAUUCCCAGCUCUUGGAACUGGAGUCAGGAACUAUCCGCCUCACACAGUGGCAGAUGUCUUCAGAGAAACCAUUUGGGAAUACAUACAACAAAACCCGACUUCUCUCAAAGAAAUCAUGGUCGUCAUCUUUCAUAAAGAUACAAAUAUACUUAAGGUAUUUCAAGACACGUUUGACGGAGAUGUUCGAUACAGACGAUCUACAACCCUAAAACAAGAGCAGAUGACGGAGUUCUUCCACGGCAACGUGCAGCUGGAAGUGAAGCACGGGAACAUCCUCAGUGAGUGCGUCGACGCCAUUGUUGUCCCCACAGACAUCAUGGAGGCAUCAGAGUCGAGCUUGAAGGCUACGGGAGCCAUGAUACUGCCUCUGCCCAAACCUCCAGCAAAGACCGUCACCACCCCGCGGCAGCCUGUGAAGUACAGCUUGUGGAAGCAGAUCAGCAAGUGUCUGUGUAAAGCUGACCGAGACAAAGCAAUGUCGCUCGCCAUAACAUACCAGUCUGGUAACACACAUGAGGAUUCCUUCAUCUUGGCUUUCAACAAGGCAAUAAUCAACAACCACGAGAAAUUUAAAUGCCUCCGAGAUGUGCGACUUGUCCUCAGUAACCCUGCUGCAGUGUCUGAAGCCGCACAGUUGUUCAAGGAUACCCUCAGCCAAGCGGGUGUCAGAAAAUACUGUAUAACGGGUCCGUCUAUCCUGUCCAAGGAUUGGUCAGAGGAUGUGUGGGAUAACAUGGACGACAGUGAUGUGACCACUCCGAGGGUCAUAUCGGGCUCAGAAGCAGAGGAACUGAUGGAGAUAUUCCGGAGCAGUGCCAGAAACACGUUCGAUAUUGUAGACAUACUCCGUAUCCAGAACAGAGAAAGGUACCAGAAGUACCAGCUGCUGAAACAGUCCAUGAACGAUAGACCUGAGAGCAACGUUAGACUUCUCUGGCGUGGCACCAACGUGGAUGAUAUUGACGAUAUCAAUACACACGGCUUCGACAUUGCACAUCGUGGUGACAAUGAUACCAUCUACGGAAAAGGCAUGUGCUUCGCCACAGAGGUCAGUUGUGCGACUCAGGACAAAUACUGCCAUCGAGACUCGAACGGCAUUAGGUACAUCUACCUAUGCCAGGCAAUCACCGGUGAACGCACUAAAGCGGACGAGACGAUGGCGCCAGCGAUGAUCAUGAUGGAUGGACCUCCAUCCCAAUAUAUCAUUUUCAGAGAAACACAUGUAUAUCCACAGUAUUUAUUUGCAAUUAAACAGCUACAUGGUGACAAUGGUGACUGAAAUAACUUUGCCCUGUGUAAAAGUAAAUGAC
Haliotis rubra (blacklip abalone) is the source of this 2549-nucleotide messenger RNA. RefSeq names its product protein mono-ADP-ribosyltransferase PARP14-like. Lineage: Eukaryota; Metazoa; Mollusca; Gastropoda; Lepetellida; Haliotidae. Gene Ontology annotation, cellular component: nucleus; cytoplasm. The transcript is spliced from 11 exons. Gene Ontology annotation, biological process: negative regulation of gene expression. Bases 632 to 2518 code for a protein of 628 amino acids. Gene Ontology annotation, molecular function: transcription corepressor activity; NAD+ poly-ADP-ribosyltransferase activity. The record is from RefSeq and is a predicted model, not a curated record.